This is a messenger RNA of Triplophysa dalaica, 3845 nucleotides long. It is a transcript of the gene alpl, whose product is annotated as alkaline phosphatase, biomineralization associated. Lineage: Eukaryota; Metazoa; Chordata; Actinopteri; Cypriniformes; Nemacheilidae. Gene Ontology annotation, cellular component: plasma membrane. The coding region runs from base 190 to 1776 and encodes 528 amino acids. The record is from RefSeq and is a predicted model, not a curated record. The transcript is spliced from 12 exons. Gene Ontology annotation, biological process: dephosphorylation. Gene Ontology annotation, molecular function: alkaline phosphatase activity.
AGCCGGGGGUCUCUUGCUCCUCACUCUCUCUCAUAUGGGCUGGCUCAUGAUAUAGCGUCCGUUAUAAAAGCCCAACGAGAGGAAAACACGAAUCUCACUCUUGUGUUACUGGAAUCGCCGAGGUGCAGGGCUACACACAGGGAUUUUAGAACCGUCUGACUACCCUGGAACGUGAGAGUUUACCAGCAGAUGAACAAUACAAUGAAGGUGGCAGUACUACUUAUCUUUGGAUGCCUGUUGUGGGAAGGUUUGGGGUUUCCAGAGCAAGAGAAGAAUCCUGCUUUCUGGAAAGAAUGGGCCCAGCGUACGCUGAAAAAUGCCUUGACCCUCCAAGAGCUCAACAAGAAUGUUGCUAAGAAUCUCAUCUUGUUUCUUGGUGAUGGAAUGGGUGUUCCAACAGUGACAGCAGCACGGAUUUUAAAGGGUCAAAUGAAUGGCCAGAGCGGUGAGGAAUCUCAACUGGAGAUGGAUAAAUUUCCCUAUGUUGCCCUCUCUAAGACCUAUAACACCAACGCUCAAGUACCAGACAGUGCAGGCACCGCCACGGCGUUCAUGUGCGGCGUCAAGGCCAAUGAGGGCACGGUUGGAGUGAGCGCAGCAUCUGUGAGAUCCCAGUGUAACACCACUCGGGGGAACGAAGUCACCUCUAUCCUCAAAUGGGCCAAAGAUGCAGGUAAAUCAGUGGGAAUUGUAACAACAACGCGCGUGAAUCACGCCACACCCAGCGCAGCGUAUGCCCACUGUGUAGAUCGUGACUGGUAUUCAGAUGGGGACAUGCCACCUGAGGCAGUGGAGAGCGGCUGCAAAGAUAUCGCCAGACAACUUUUCGAAAACAUCCCAGACAUAAACGUGAUUAUGGGAGGUGGACGGAAAAGCAUGUAUCCCAAAAACACACCAGAUAUGGAGUACCCGGCUGAGAAGAAACACAACGGUACACGCAAAGACGGCAGAAACCUUGUGGAAGAAUGGACUGACAGAGUGAAGGAUAAGAAAGGAGAAUAUGUUUGGAACAAGAAGAAACUCCUUUCUCUCAACCCAAAUAAUGUGGAUUAUCUGUUAGGUUUGUUUGAGCCGGCGGAUAUGUCCUACGAACUUGAGAGAAACGACGAAACCGACCCUUCGCUCACCGAGAUGGUGGAUAUAGCCAUCAAGAUCCUCAAGAAAAAUGAGCAAGGGUUCUUCUUGCUUGUGGAAGGUGGACGAAUUGACCACGGACACCACGAGGGAAAAGCAAAGCAGGCCCUGUAUGAAGCUGUGGAGAUGGACCGAGCCAUCACUCGAGCUGGUCUUCUCACCAGCCUUUAUGACACGAUGACCGUAGUCACGGCCGACCACUCUCACGUCUUCAGUUUCGGAGGAUACACGCAACGAGGGAACUCAAUCUUCGGAUUAGCGCCUAUGGUAAGCGAUGUUGACCAGAAGCCCUUUACAUCUAUUCUGUAUGGAAAUGGUCCUGGGUUCAAGGUGGCUAAUGGCGUAAGAGAAAAUGUCUCAACAGUGGACUACACGCAAAGUAACUAUCAGGCGCAGUCCGCUGUUCCAUUGCGCAGUGAGACUCAUGGAGGUGAAGACGUAGCCAUUUUCUCAAAAGGCCCCAUGGCUCAUCUUCUUCAUGGAGUCCAGGAACAGCAUUACAUUCCUCACGUCAUGGCAUAUGCAGCCUGCAUUGGCCAAAACAAAGACCACUGCCGUAUGAAAUCUGGUUCUGCUCCGUCUCUCAAACACGUCACGCCUAUGCUGGCGGUUCUUCUCACAGUAACUUGGAUUCUGUGUUGACCCGUUUUCUCUUUUUAAUCGAUCACUAUUCCAUUAUCCAAACUGAUUACUUCAAAUGGAGUGUAUCAUGUUUUUUAAUAUUUGAUUUGUUUUUUUAAUAUUUCUUACCAGUCUAUAAACACUGGGACCAGCGCUCGGGCAUUAUGAAUUGUGUAAUAUGAUUUUUUUUUUUUGGGGGGGGGAACGAAGGUCAAAUGUGAACUACUUUCAUAUGUGGCAUUUAGUUUCUUACAAUGCACAGUUUUAAAUGUAGAGAUGUGGUUUGCAAAUUCAUGUGAGCAAUUUCACAUUCAUCUGGUAUUUUCACAUUCUGGCAUUUAGAAGACGCUUUUAUCCAAAGCUACUUAGCAAAGCCGUGAAAUGAUUCAUCAGGAGGCAAUAAUAUAAGAAGUGCUAAGAAACAAAGUUUCAAUGGCCCUUUCACACAUACAACCGCAGGUUUUCUUUUUUAUUACCUUGUUUGCUCAACACGUUUUUAGUCAGUCCUGUCGAUUUUAAGCAAUAAGAAGUUACCAGUAAGAUUACCGGUAAAUUACAUUUACACCAUCAAACGAUAAAUGGCAAAACAUUACAGAUUGCAUUCCACAAUUACUGGCAUCUGGUACUGAUGUGUGAAUGGUAAUAAAAUGGGGAAAUCUUUUUCAUGUGUAAAUUGAAGUUGGUACAUUUACCGGAAAAGGAAAUUUAUUGCAUGUAUGAAAGGGGCUUAUUUUAAUUGGAUCGUCUGCAUUUGAAAGAUCAUGUUUGGGCACUUCAUCUGUUCUGGGGAGUAUGCACACUGCUGUAUCAAGACAGUAUAUAACAAGAAAAAAGUUAUGAGUAAUAUCACACCCUAGUAGCUCACGUAGCUUUGCGUUCGAUGGGUGUGUUUUUAACCGGUAAAUAGUUGGUCUCUUAAAUUGGUCCCUGGUGGAUUUUGAAUGUUCUCGAAGAAGUUUAUGAUAAACAUCUUUGUUUAGAUGUUCAUCAAACGACUGAACUCGAUCAUUCAAGUCAGAUGCUUUCCAGAAGAUCCAAUCCAAACAACCCUGUGCUAACUGGCUAUUGAUUUUGUUACUUGAAUGUUAUAAAGUGUGAGCUUAGCCUUUUGUUUCUAUGAUUAAAUAGAGUAAACACUGUGUUUGUUACUGAACACAGAAAUCACUAGUUGUCUGUAUUCCCAUUAAACCUUGUCUUUAUAUAUUGUUACCCAUCUGUUAGCAUCUUUUCUAUUUUUCCCGAAUGCAAAUCUACCUCACUGUUAUGUGAUAUUCAACUGUAGUGAAAUCCCAAAUAGUCCCAGGCAGACAAUAUCUUAAAGGCACAGUUUACCCAAAAAUGAAAUUUCUGUCUGAAUUUAGUCACCCUUAAGCUGUUCCAAAACUUCUUAAAAGUUAUUGUAGCGUUUGCUCUGUUGAACACACAAUAUAUUUUGAGCAAUUUAGGAAAGCAAACUGUUUGACUAAUAUUUUAGUCUUUCCUAGUCAAUGAUGCCACAGAACUGUCAGUUGCUAACAUUCUUGGAAAUAUCUUUGUGUACAACCGAAAAAAUAAAUGUAUACAGGUUUGGACCAACUUAGGGGUGAGUAGUUUAUGACAGAAUUUUCAUUUUGGGGUGAACUAUCCCCUUAAUAUACAUUGUAUUCCCCUAUGAAGAACAAUUCGUGGCCAGCGAGACUAGAUGUCUUAUUUUUUCUUGAAGGACUGUUUGCUUUUACAAGUGAUUACAUGUUUUUUUGUACACAUUAUGAAAAGUAAAAAUGAUCUUUAUUGAUGUUUAAAUUGGCAGUGCUUGCUUCUACUUGUUUUGAGUCAUCUGAUCAUCUUUUAUCCGUAUCCUAUUUGAUCAUCCGAAUGACAGUUGAGAAUGUGCAAUUGUUGCAUUUAUAUCUAUAGUGCUCCAUGAGUUCUCAGUGAAUGUAAUUCACUCUAUUCAAUGCUAAUAACUGUUUUUAUGUUGUAAUCUGUCUACUUUGUUUACCCGAGUUUCUUUCAUUUGGAUCUGAAUUGAAACAUGCUGAAAGAACAGACAUUGCAAUUUUAGAGAUAAGGAAACCAUUCACAAUAAAGAGAGCGAGAUGGAGUGGGGA